UUGCAUGCGCAUAUGCUUAUUUUUAUGGACCAUUUUUACUAGUCAUUUUUGUCACCAGCAUGUAGGGGGGUGAGAAGCAAUGGGAAAAUUGGUCAGUCUUGCUUAUCUCUUAUUUUGUGGAACACUGCUGGUGUACUGUGCCAUGCCAGGACCAUCUCCUCACCUGUCUUGGCCCCGCCCACCCCUGUGGCCACAGGACUUUCCCGUCCAUAUUUUGAGGUUUCUGCACCUCCCUGCUUUGUGCCCUUCACUGCCACUGCCCCUUGUGUUGUUGGACAUGGCUGAUAGGCCUGGCAGGCUGUUAGAAUCAGUCAGGUGUCCCUGCAUGGCCUUUCCGGGUCCUCCAGGACAGAGCUGUGCAGGCCUAUAAGCAGAUUUUGUGGCCAUAAAUGUGGCAGGGGCAACAGGUGGGACCUCUUACCAGAGAUGGUGGAGGGCCUGGCUGCCUUCUGCUGCCGACCCAGCACUGACAGCUCGUGGCCUGGGCUUGGACAGGAUGGCCCAUGGGAAACUCUUUGGAAAAGGCCUGUUGUACAAAGGCUAUGGAUUCUGAAUCAAAGAACAGUUUCAUAGGAAGCUUUCUUCAGCCACCAGAUCAGAUGUUUCCUGCAGCCUUUGCUUAUACAGAAUCAAAGAAGUUGGCAGCUGUUUCUGGUGACAGGCCUUCUAUCCCAAAUAACCAGGCUGUAGUAGCAGCCCUGAAAACUCUUCAAGAAAAGAUCCACCGUCUAGAGCUGGAGAAGUCACAGGCUGAAGCUGAUCUGUGCAGCCUCUCCAGAGCAGCUGCUCAGUAUAAGAAGGCCUUAGAACAUGAAUCCAGUGAGAAGGACACAGCACAUCAAGAACUGAUGCAACAGAGGAAAGAUGCAAGUGAGCAGUUAAAUGCAACACAGUCCCGCUGCUCCCUGCUGGAGAAACAGCUGGAUUACAUGAAGAAAAUGGUUUCCAGUGUGGAACUGGAAAAGAAAAUUAUUUUAGAACAACAGGCCCAGCUGCGGAAAGAGGAGGAUCAGAACUGGCUGGAACUGCAUGCAAAACUUGAAAAGCUUGAAAUACUAGAAAAAGAGUGUCUUCAACUUACUGCUACUCAGAGAAUUGCCGAAGACAAGAUCAAACACUUAGAAGAAAAGAUUUGUAAGGAAGACCAUCAGCGCAAGCUAAUACAAGAUAAAAGUUCUCAGCUUCAAACAGGAUUUCAUAUAAACAGAAUUUUGAUGUCUUCAGCAACAUCUCAACAUGAACCUGAAAAUGAAAAUGGGAAGAAGAAAAAACCUAAGAAGACAAAUCCUACAAUGAAGAAAAUGCACCUUUCACAAUUACAUGUAAAGGCUGGUGAACUACCUUUUGUGGCUGGGAAGUCCGUCAGCUCCAGCCAUUCUGUCAGUGCAAACAUACAAAGUGUGUUGCAUAUUAUGAAGCAUCGCAAUCCAUGUAUCUCAUCACAAAGAAAAAGAGGAGCUACGUCUGGGAUUUGCAGACACAGUGCCCUUUCAAAGUAUGUAUCAUCGUGUUCCACGUCACCUACUGCCACCAGAAGUCUUUCAGACCUUCUGCUGGCCACACAAGAUGAGCUGGGCCAAAUGAGCUUUGAGCAUCAAGAACUUCUGAAACAGAUACAGGAGACUCAAGAUUCCAGAGUUCAUGAAGGCCUGGAACAGGAGCUGGAUUGCCUUGUAAAACAAAUGGAGAUUAAAGGAGAACAAAUAUCCAAGCUGAUAAAGCAUGAAGCUGCUGUGCGGAAAUUAAAGAGAAAAACUCAGAAAUUGAAGCAAAGAGCAACUCAUGUCAAACUAAAGUGUGGUGACCAAAAGGAAGCAACAGAGAUUGCAGUCACUCUAAAGGAAAGUAAGUCUAAAUCUUGUCCUGGGCAGAAAAGCAGAAGCUCUCUUCAGCUGCUAAAAACUGUGAGGAAACUUCAGUCAUCUCUGAAAAAAGAUGAUGUCAUCUGAGAAUAAUAGUUCUGAAGUUUGCUAUAUUAGUUUUUGAAGUUGUCUGACAUUUAACAAAUUUUUAAUUGCACAAAAUACCUUUUAAAAAUAAAAUAGAUACAGUAUAGAUGUAGAUAUACAUUCUAAACUGCUUAUUCUCAAUUUGUUCACCUCAGAAUUAACUUUCAUGUAGGGUAGCUAUAACUGGAUUACACUUUCUUGUAAUAAAGUGUUUUAAUGGACUAAUUAAAUGCUUUUUUAUUAACUUGUCAAAUAAAAUUUUAUACCAUUUUUACCCCUAAAAUAGAGUGCGAUCUUUGGUGUCCUGUUUCUCCCUCUGCCAAGGAGAUACUUAGAGUUUGCUUUUCCAGAAUAACUAGGACUAGUUCUUCUAUGCAAUCAAAAACAAUGGGUUUCCUUUUCUCUAGUAACUGAAGAUUCAGGUCAUUGCAACUGAGGCAGAAGAAGACAUAUCGUCUCUUAUUUAUAUAUAUUUUCCUUAUUAUUAAUAUUAUUACUCUAUAAGCUUUAUUGACAGUCUUAGGGACAGCUGGGGUCUGGAAGCACAACCCAUGACGUGGUUUAGCC
Molecule: messenger RNA, 2516 nt
Organism: Lepidothrix coronata (blue-crowned manakin)
Lineage: Eukaryota; Metazoa; Chordata; Aves; Passeriformes; Pipridae
Gene: CEP57L1
Product: centrosomal protein 57 like 1
Exons: 11
Coding region: 504-1949 (481 amino acids)
Cellular component (GO): centrosome
Molecular function (GO): identical protein binding; microtubule binding; gamma-tubulin binding
Source: RefSeq, a predicted model, not a curated record